This is a messenger RNA of Hirsutella rhossiliensis, 1812 nucleotides long. Its product is annotated as pentatricopeptide repeat protein. Bases 1 to 1812 code for a protein of 603 amino acids. NCBI's taxonomy places the organism in Eukaryota, Fungi, Ascomycota, Sordariomycetes, Hypocreales, Ophiocordycipitaceae. The transcript has a single exon. Gene Ontology annotation, molecular function: protein binding. The record is from RefSeq and is a predicted model, not a curated record.
AUGAAAAUCCCCAGUCGAGUGGAUGGGUCCGUUCGUGGCGCCUUACUCUUCAACUGCUCGUCGGCCAGCGUAAGAAAUGUGCAAGCGUCCAAGAGGAGCUUCGCCUCGAAUCCGCCCAGGAGCUCUCCAAGUCGGCCGGCAGCCUGUGCCAAGAGCUCGACAUGGCUCCUGUCGACCUUUGCGCCGCCUGUUGAAGCUCGCUGCGUCCUUCAGACACCCCGGCCUCGACGUGCCCGCCACAGCUGCUACAGCACGGCUUCCGCUGCCGCCUGUUCCCCUGUCACGCCCGCUCUUCCGGGUCGGAAGCAUACGCCCACUCAAGACAGGCAGUAUCUGCUGUCCCUCGUUUACGACGAAGACGAGGCGAGUGUCGACGACUGUAUCGACUUUCACAGAGACCCCUACCGCCGAGGCUACGCUUCGCCGGACGGACCGAGGCUCAGGGUGUCGGACAAGAGCCCCGACGUGCAGUAUCCCACUCAUGACGAGACAUUCAGGAUCGACAACGAUACGCGACAGAUACUCGUGCGGCUAUACACGGCCGUCGGACAGAGGCUACGACACCCGAGCCGCGUCUCUCUCGAGUCGAUAUGCAAGCUCUACAGUCUCCUGCCCGAGCCUCGCAUGCUGCACAUCACCUGGCAAUGGCGUAACAGGCUGAUGAGAGUCAUGGGCACUCCCCGGAAACGCGACAUGGAGUCCAUGCUGCGCUACUUUGCCCUGGUUGCCGAUGUCAAGGAUGCGGGGCUCACCCUGCGGCGCUCCCAAUGGAACUUCGCCCUGGCAUUUGCUGCCAAGUAUGCCUCUCGCACCACUGCCCGAGAGAUGGAGUCGACGCUGCGGCUGUGGAGAGAGAUGGAGCGCGAAGCCAACGUCCCGGGGAACGAAGUGACAUUCAACAUCCUCUUUGACGUGGCCGCCAAGGCCGGCAACUUUGCGCUCGCCGACAUGAUAUACCAGGAAAUGGAAAGCCGCGGCAUCGAGUACAAUCGCUUUCACCAUGUCAGCCUCAUCCACUACUUUGGGCUGAAGCUCGAUUCGGGCGGCAUCCGCGCCGCAUACCGGGAAAUGGUGGAGUCCGGCGAGAUGAUCGACACCGUUGUCCUCAACUGCGUCAUCUCGGGCUUGCUUCGAUGCGGAGAGGAAGGCCCCGCCGAGGAGACGUACGAGCGCAUGAAGAAUAACCACACCCUCGCCCCGGCGUUGCCACAAAGGGACUACAUGAUGAGCAAAGUCAUUACAAAAGUCAUCAUGAUGUUCUCCAAGGUCAGCAAAAAGCACCCCGAGCUAAAGGAGACGCUCCAAACCACGGUCCACCUGUCGCCAGAUCUGCACACCUACAAACUCCUGGUGCAGCACUACGCCAUCAGGGUGGGAAACCUUAACAGAGUCGUCAAGUACCUGGACGAAAUGAAGUUUCUCAAGGUCCCCGUGCACCCGACCAUCUUCCUGGCGCUCUUCAAGGGCUUCUACAUGCACGGGGGCUUCCCCGGCUCGGACUGGAGCGAGCCGAGAUUGGAUGGCCUUCUCUCGGCCCUCUAUCACGCUCGCGACACGCACGCAAAAAACUUCCCGAUAGAUCGCUGGCUCGUCAUCUGGGCCCUGCGAGCUGUCAAAAAGUGCUCGUCCGCGGAAGCACUAGAGGAGACGUUUGAUGCAAUGGUACGGCGCUGGGACGUACCUGCGGAUCGCCAGCCUUUUAUGCACGCCCUCUACGAGAAUAUACUGCAAGGCAGGGAUAUGAGAUCUCCUUCGGGUAAUUGGGACGAAAUGACGCAUAGACGGAGUAAAAGAGACGGGUCCUGGCUCUGA